Messenger RNA from Rotaria sp. Silwood1, 1899 nucleotides. The record is from the annotation of a GenBank genome assembly. NCBI's taxonomy places the organism in Eukaryota, Metazoa, Rotifera, Eurotatoria, Philodinida, Philodinidae.
AUGUUUCUACUACCAGCAUAUCUAUUAAGUAUAACCAUUGUUUUUAUUACUAAAUGCCAUGGACAAUUUGAUCAAAGUCUGUGUCCGGAUGGACCGGACAAGACGAUCAGCCCAAACUGGCACACUAUACCACCACGUUUUGAAGUAACAACUGAAUUAGUUUCAGGAAAUGAUGUGAUGGAAUUAUCACAAGCUUUUUCACCAACACGUGAUGCUAUCAUAAUGAGUACUAUAAAAGGUCCAGUACAAUCUUAUUGGGACUUUUCAACUAAUGAAACAUUCAAUGUGUUAACUGCUGUUGUCUCUCAAACUGUACUACCGAUAUGUGCGAAACAAGAAAUUACUUCUCAAACAGAAACAAGUAUUAUUCUACCAAAAACUUUGACUGUUAAACCAUCAGUUCUUCUCGGUUAUGAUCCACGUAAUCAACGAAAUACUCAAUGGGGUAUUCGUUAUGAUGGUGAUGAAGAUUUACGUGGUAUACCUACAAAUCGAUUUAGAUCAUGUUUUUAUCUAAGUGAUAUCCAAGCAACAGUAUCAGCUGCCUAUUACGUAUCUGAUGUCAACAAAUUUCAAGCUUAUUUACCACCAGGUACAAGUAUUAUUUUAAGACUAGAUGUAAAUAUAUCACAUCCAACCAAAGGGCGAGAUACAUAUGCAUAUAAUGUUUUCCGUUAUACACCUAAUCCACGAAGACAUGAAGAGCGUCAAGCAUUAGAAACACCACAAGGUGUAUUUUGCGCAAAUCGAAUAUCAACACUUGCUGUACCAUCGAAUAUUCCUGACAGAAUUAGCGCAAAUAGUGAAUUGUUUGUACCAAAUUUUAACAGUUCCAUAGUUAGCUCACAUAAUUUAUAUGAUACAGAAUUUCAAUUUACUCGUUUUGAUGCUUGGUAUGCUGAUCCUAAUGGUGGACCAAGAUGGUUUCAUUUUACUGAAAUUCAUGAUUUUGCUGUUGGUCUUAGUUAUCAAUAUAAUCAUAGCAAUUAUCAAUGUACAGUUCGUGAUAUCAAUACAGGUGGUAAUGAUGCUAUACCUAGCGAUGGUAAUCCAAAUCUACUACAAAUGGGUAGUCCUCAACAUUUACUUUUAAUGGAUGAUAUUGCAUACCAAUAUACUGGUGAAAAACAAUGCCGUGAUCGAGUUUGGUGUCAUGUAUGGAUUGGUGAAAAACAAAUCGCAAAUGGUUCACUUGAACAUCGAGAAUGGUAUUGGGCAGCGAGUGUUAAUGAAGAACAAUUAGAACACUGGAUUCCUACGAGAUUAGUCAUAAAACGAUACUCAUCUGAAACUUUGGUGUUUUCUUAUGAAUUCAAUAUUUUCAAUUAUCGUCGUCGUCCGAUGACAAUAUUUGAAAUCGAUUAUACAUUAGCUAACUGUUAUCGUGCUUUGGGUCCAGCUGCAAAUUACAGCCUUGCAGUUUUGUCAUUUAAAAUAGCAAAUGAUAAAAAUUAUCCAGUAUUUGAAAAUUUAAACUAUCUACGUCUUCACAUAUUUGAACAAUUAAUGUUUACAAUGUUUGUUCGACCAAUACGUAUCUCAAAUUUAGUUGUCGAUCGAGAUAAUACUGAUAUUAUAGUUACAUUUACAUUACUUGAUAUACCACCACGUACUGGACCUGUAGAAAAUCCAUUAAAAGAAUCAUCAUUAGAUACAGUUAUCGAACGUCUUGCAAAAAUAAUUGAUUCUAAUGGUCUUGCUUUUCGUGCUCAAUAUGGUGAAUCAAAACAAGUUACUUUACGUGCACGUAGUAAUUCACUUAAUGUUGCUCGAAAUACACAAGUAAAAUGGAUGACUACAGGUUCAAAAGUAACUGGACUUUGGAUUGGCUUUAUUAUUAUUGGUCUCUUAGUUGGAGUAGUUGGCGGCUUCUUUGUAUUUCGACAACUGGCAAAAUAG